UUUCAACGUGCUGUCAUCACAAGAAAAGUCUCCAAAGUGCUCGGAAUAUUUCCUAUUGUUUUUCAGCUGCUUUUCCUGGCCAUGGAAACUCCAGACAAUUACUACAAUAAGGAGGAAUAUGUGGAGACGGCUUCAGGAAAUAAGGUUAGUCGACAGACUGUUUUGUGUGGAUCACAGAAUAUUGUCCUGAAUGGGAAGGUGAUUGUCCAGAGUGGAGCAAUCAUCCGGGGAGACUUGGCAAACGUUAGAACAGGAAGGUACUGCAUAAUCAGCAAAGAUGCUGUCAUCCGGCCACCGUACAAGCAAUUCAGUAAAGGAGUUGCCUUCUUUCCCAUCCACAUCGGAGAUCAUGUCUUCGUGGGCGAAGGUUCUGUCGUUUCAGCUGCUUCCAUCGGCUCCUACGUUCACAUUGGGAAGAACGUGGUGAUUGGGAGGCGAUGUGUCCUCAAGGAUUGCUGCAUGAUUGAGGAUAAUGCCGUACUUCCGCCGGAAACGACGGUGGCAAGUUUUAUGCGCUUCACGGCGAAUGGAACAAUUGAAGGUGGUCAGGGCAAUCCCAAUUUCGUCCCAGCUGCAAUGCAGGAUCUCAUGAUGGACUACACCCGGAACUACUAUGAGCAUUUCGUUCCAGCUGCAUAAUCUCUGUUUUAUUCCAUAAUUUUCUAUUUAUUCAAUAAAAUUCUGAAAAUUCUCAUAAAAUUGA
Molecule: messenger RNA, 703 nt
Organism: Lutzomyia longipalpis
Lineage: Eukaryota; Metazoa; Arthropoda; Insecta; Diptera; Psychodidae
Gene: DCTN5-p25
Product: dynactin subunit 5
Exons: 4
Coding region: 82-639 (185 amino acids)
Source: RefSeq, a predicted model, not a curated record